AUGGCUUCAGACGACAAUCACAGCUUGCGCAACUUGGCCAACUCAAGAUGGCGCUUCACUCGAUCGACGGUCAACCUCCGUGAAACGGCCUCUCAGUCCAUCUCCGGCCCCAGUUCAAAUCAGAACAAAGCACCUAAGAUUGCGCGCGCAUCAUCGAAGAUGUCGUUGUUCAACAUCUUUAGUCGUCCGAAGGUGGAAAGGGCUCGGGGUCAUACGGAAGUUGGACUUGCCAUUCCCAUGCGCCCACAGACGCCUCCAAAACCUGCGGAACAGUCCAAGUCAGCCUUGAGACAGAACAUUUCGCCCUCCGCACAACAGUCGAUACGAUCGCGAUCCAGUCUGAUGUUCCGCCCAAUGUCCAUGAAGCCUCCACCUCUAGAUACCGACACUGCACAUUGGGAGCCUCCGCCGCUGUUCCAAGCCUUCCCGCAAUCGGUCAAACAUGAUACUGUGCAAGCAUGCGUGUUUCCCCCCGAAGUUCUGAUGCGGACACAAAGUCAGCGGCGACAAGCUGAACUCAUACGGGAAAGAAUAGACAGUGCACGCGAUUUGUCUGUGAUUGAGGAAAACAGCACCGAAACGAAGAAGCUGGAGAGGUCGCACAAACGACUGAUAUCCAACUCGGUUCUCAAUCCAGCCGCGCCAGAGCUAAUCAACAAGAUCUACAUACUCGUCACGUCAGGUUACAUUAUGCAGUACGCAGGUGAUGGACCGUUCGAUCGUCUGCCUGAAAAGGUGUUGAAGCUUGGCAAAGAUUCAGCAGCCUUCGCGUGCGAUCUGAUUCCUGGAAAGCAUUGGGUAUUGCAGAUAUCCAGCCAUGCCCACGACGACGGUACGAUCGAGAUGGGGCCCAAAAGUUCGCUCCUGUCCAGGCUGCGGACGCAAAACGCCAUUGGCAGGAGGGCCGCGACUAGUUUCCUGUUAGUUUUGGAAAGCGCAGAGGAGAUGGAUGCUUGGAUGACCACAGUGAGGAAAGAGAUCGAAAACAAUGGCGGACAGAGGGCCAAGGAUGAGUCAACAAGAACGUCAUCCUCGAUCGACGGUUCCUCUGGCAAGCAGUCUAUUGAAACCAGCCAUCGUUAUCUGGUGCAGCGGGAUCCCAAUGUCAUCACCAAGAUCGCUCCCGUGGAUUCGCCACAUCAAUCGUAUCACGCGGUCCCGCUCAAGGUUGUCACUUCAGAACUGGAAGGCGAUCGCACGGAGCGAACACCUAGCAUAGCCAGCUCGUCCCGUGACCAAUCUUCUUGGCAGAGCACCAAGCGCCAGUCAGCUGAGGUAUCUUCAGUGUCAUCUACACCCAUCUCGCAGGAUCAAAUACAGUUUGACCAGCUACGAGGACGGUCGCGAUUCUCGUACAUGUCCAACACAACAUCGGCAUCUGGUACCGGAACCAGGAACACCUCUCGGGACUCCUCGCCUGUUCCACAGUCUCCUCUCAAGGAAGGGUUUACCCCAGUAGCAGAGACUGAGCCGUUCCGACCCCUCAGGUCGUUUCACUCCAAUCCCAGCAACGACACAGGUUUCCGUCGGAGGUCUGUGCAACCCCUGCCAAUCACGACUGAGGACAACUCCAUGUCUGUCGAAGUACCUGCAAUGCGACAGCGGCAUUCCUUUUACGGACCAAUUUCACCAAAAUCGCAGAAAGAGCGGAUACCUGAGCCUGAGACCACGCCUCCUACGGCAAUGGAAACGGUGCCGACGCCUGCGCCCCCGUUUGUGGCGGCUAAAGGUCUUACUGCACAUAUUGCUAGCCAAGUACGCUCGGUUUCUUCUCAAUCGAACCCUGAGAAGUUGGGCCGAGAAGCCGCGGCGUCUGUUGCCGUCAAAGAUCGCGAAGAUAGCCCGGUGAGGUUCAACAGCGGUGGCUACAGCACGAUCACUAGAGAAAGAACCAUCUCUCCACCACCCCGCGAACUGGCGCCCGCUCCGCCCCAAUCUGCCUUCCGUCAGUCUGUCGGUCACACAUCACCACACACUAUGCAAGCUUCAUCUCCGCUGGCCCCGUUUAAAUCCAACCCCUCUCGCCAGCAUCGUAUCUCGACAACGCCGAAGCCCUUUCUGAAACCAUUCCCAGUUCGCCCGCAAGCUCAGCACACCAACUCCCCUAAUGCAGUCCAACGAAGAGCUUCAGCAGUGCCAGCUUCAGCAUCCCCAUCUUUGGCGACCUUAGCUAACCGCUCUGUGACUUCACCCUCACUGUCAUCCUCGGCAGCAGCAGGGACGAUCCCACCAUCGUCCCAUGCACCCACACUCCACUCGGCUCAGUCCCAAACACUCCGUCGACCGACAUCCGUGCAAAUACGAUCUGACCCCGCACCUUUCCUGUCGUCGAUCCGCCCAACGAUCGCUAUCUCCUCAUCGCCGUCUUUUGUGCCCGGUACAGGUCUACGAUCUCCUCCAGGAUUGAGCGCAAACAGAGUCUUGCACUCAAGUCCUAGUACUGGUGCUCUGAGGCAAGAGGCUUCCCUUCAGACUCCAGCAUUGUCAAAGAACCUUAUGCUACGCAAGAGCAUGCCAGUACUAGGGCUACCGCCACCUGCGCCACCACCUGACAUGCCUCUUCCUGCGCCGCCGCCGAACAUGCCACUCCCAUUACCACCCACUUCUGCUCGACAAAGCCUUCUGCUUUGA
Molecule: messenger RNA, 2631 nt
Organism: Ascochyta rabiei
Lineage: Eukaryota; Fungi; Ascomycota; Dothideomycetes; Pleosporales; Didymellaceae
Exons: 1
Coding region: 1-2631 (876 amino acids)
Source: RefSeq, a predicted model, not a curated record